Messenger RNA from Ctenopharyngodon idella (grass carp), 6700 nucleotides. RefSeq lists its product as uncharacterized. Lineage: Eukaryota; Metazoa; Chordata; Actinopteri; Cypriniformes; Xenocyprididae. The record is from RefSeq and is a predicted model, not a curated record. The transcript is spliced from 9 exons. Bases 339 to 3452 code for a protein of 1037 amino acids.
UCCACGAAUGACGGAAGUCGUCACUGCUCGUCAAUUGCAAAUAUUCUGACUAUUAGGUGUUUUGGUAGCUCUCUGUGUUAAAUGUACGACAUAGUAAAUUAAAUUGACCUCAAUAAUAAGCUGGCUUAGUGUGCAGUCAGUUUGUACUGUUAAUUCGCUUAUCAGUCUGAAGGCUCGCCGGAAAUGACUUUUACUGGUUAAAGAUAUCACAUCCGACCUGUGCAUCAUGAGGAUGGAUCGGCGAGUAUUAGUGAUAUAACAGCAUACUCUCACUGCUGGAGACGUGGUUUUGCGGGGACUGACGUUGUAAGGGGGAACGCAAUAUAGUUCCUUGAAAGAUGUUGUCCAAUCUUCCGGCUGAACAGAAAGGGACCGAGCAGGUGCCUGCAUCUGCAGCUGGUCCGUGCCAUCGUGCUCCUCAGUCUUUGCUGUAUCAGGAGCAGCUGGCUAAAGGAUGCAGAGAAACCAGCAGGGAGGAGAUUGAAUCUGGUGACAGACCACAGCCCUCAGACUUUGAGAACGGAAUGAAGGAAGUUCGUCUGGGGAAUGAAGGAGCUCUGAGACAGAUGACGUUUGAUCCGAAAAGUAGUAACUCUGGAGUCGAUCCUAGUGCGAUUUGCAUACACAUGUGUACUCAGCAAGAGGGCAAGUUCAGGGAUCCACGACCAGCUGGACCAUCAGGAGAGCAGCUUGGAGCUCUUGAACGAUUUCUUGUGUCCCAUCAAACUGAGAUGAAACGUCUGCUGACUGAUACCUUCGGAUCUCUGACCCAACGUCUUGAGGCAGUGGAGAGGAGGAUGGACCAGCUGUGUUCACAAAGCAGUGCACAUACCCGCAGUUUAGCUCAGCUGCACAGUAAAGUUGGCCAGCUGGGAAGAGACUUGUCCUUUUGCCGUCCAAAUACUUCAAGUGUUUCAUCAGCUUACAGUUUUGGAGUAGACGCAGAAGUGCCAAAAGACAACAAAGGAAUCAUCUCAAAUGCCUCCUCUUGUAGGCCACAAUCUCUUUAUAGAUCACCUGAAUCAAAAAAGGACCCUGUGUGUUCAUGGGCAAUGUCAACCCCUGCUCAUAAGCCUGAGGACCUAAGCUGUGAGGGUCUUGGUAGGAAUUGCAGUGGCUCCAGUUCAUCAUGUGGAAACCUAAAAACAUACUCUUCUGGACAAACUGACAAUUGUUUGCAGGGUAACUACUCACCCGUUUCAGAUUUUGAAGACCUGGAAAUGGAACUGGAAGCUGAGAAGGACAGAGUCGCCUUAAGCUUAUUGGUCGAUUCUGUGCUCAGCUGCUCAGAUGACAAUGACAGCCGAGGACUUUCUUGCAAACAGGAAGCCCUGUCCUCUGAUAGUGAUGAUAAAUCUGGUCAGGAAGGAGAAGAAAUCUUGAAAAAUCAGCGUUUACAUGUUCCUGAACACCCCCGGGUGCCUUCCGUUCAGUUUUUCAAAUCUUCAGCUCCUAGUGUCGCAAAGUCACACACAAAUACAGAUCCUAUUUUUUCGUUUUCAAAAGAAACAAAUCCAAAGCCCUCUGGAAAACCAGAAGCCUUGACAAAUUCCAGUAAAGACGAGAGUGAAAAUAGUCAGCAGCAGUCCUUUAGUCGAAUUGCCUUCCCUUUCUCCACUAAUCCACUUGGAGCACUACCCAACCCUGAGAAACCCAAGGGUUGUUCGGUUCUCUUUCAGACUUCUAACAAGAAAGAAGAUGAGAUCUUGCACAAGAUUGAAAUUAAUGGUGUUUUUCACUCUACCACUACCUCAUUGAGUAAUAGUACUUCAGUCUUGGUUCAUAUCCCAACGUCAAGGGAUGUAGAUGGGCUGACAUGGACAAACGCUGGAGAUUGUGUAGAGAGCACAAAGAUAAGUAGUAAAGAACAAACCAUUGAUUGUCAGUUACCAUACUCAAAGGACAGUCCUUUAAAAUUCUCUUUUCAAGGGUCAUCAAUCCUUCCAUACUGUAAACUUCCUUUACCAAACCAAUUGGUAAAAGGUGUAGGUGACCACAAGUCACUAGGUUCGCUUUUGACAUUUCAUCAAGCACACUCCAGUUCCCAUCUCUUGGGCUCAAGAAAUGGGUCCUCCAAACCAUUUUUAGACAGUGAUACUAACAAACUGUUAAAUAAGCUCUCGAAUACUGCCCACCGCUUGGUAUCCAGAAGCUGUUCCUCAAAUGACUUGGACAGACGGACUGGUUACUGCAGAACUGGAUCCAAGCUCAAACACUGUGGUGGAAAGACACAUCACCUUCGUGGAUUUAGAGAAGUUGGAGAAACCCUUUCUUUGUCCUUUCUUGAGCAGGGGGGAGAGAUAUCCAACCAUUGGCAGCCAGUUCUUGAGGACUCAAUACUUCCUGUUUCUUCUUGGUUGACUGGUACACUAGCUUUUCCUUCAAAUGCUUUACCUAUCAAGCUGGAUAAAGACUCUGCAUGUUGUCCUAGCUUAUCUCAACUUUUUCGGCCUACCACUCCACCUUUGUCUCCUUUAAGCAAAGGGAGCUUCUCUUGGGCAGGUGUUAGUACCGUCCUGGCUUUAUCUUCUCCAACAUCCUUCAGACUGUGGUUUCGACACAGAAGGUUCAACUUUCCUCUUAUGCAGUUGUCACGUCCUGGUAUCCACACGGUUGUGAGUCGGAUUUUGGGGCAGUGCAGGUGUCAUCCUUUUCGACCUCUGGUUGACUUCUCAGCCCCACCAGGCGUAGACAACGAUCAUCACUAUACACGACGAUCCAGUCAAGAAGCUACACCCAGCAGGAAAAGAGCUUCAGCACGGAAGGCCAUCUCAUCUUCACCAGUGUGUCAUCUGUCAAAAAUUCGUCUCACACCAGAAAGGUGUCUGGAUCACCCCUCACGGCACAACAUCAGCCCCAAGUCGGUGCGAUUGGAUGGAUCCCCUACUGAAUCUGUGCCUAGUUUUGCUAUUGUCAGUGCAAAUGUCAAAUACCCUGGUUUGCAUAGUCGGGGGGCAUCUAGAGAAAUGAAACAGGUGGGACUCUACGAUACUAAUGCUGAAGCUCAAGCAGGUCAGCGUUCCAAAAGGGUCUCCCAAAUUCGUAUUCGUAAGACAGUUCCCAAACCAGAUAACAACCUUACUCCAAUGGGACUCCCCAAACCAAAAAGGCUGAAGAAAAAGGAAUUCAGUUUGGAGGAGAUUUAUACCAAUAAGAAUUACAAGUCUCCAGUACCUAACAGAAGUCUGGAGACGAUAUUUGAAGAACCGAAAGAGAAGAACGGCUCUCUGAUCUGCAUCGGUCAUCAGAAACGAAAGCGAGUUCUAGACUUCCCAGAUUUCACGCUACCUCGGAAACGCAAGGCUAAAACUAACCUGGGUCCGCUGCGUGCAAAGGGGCCGCGAGGAAGAGCUCGUAGGGGUAGACAGGAUGAUGCUGAUCUUGACGUAAUGCUGAUUGAGAGACUCACAGAACUGGAAGACUACUUUUCUCGCCAAGGCCUGGAGGUUUAAGCUCAGAUUUUCACAAAUCUGUUCCCAAUAAGUUACCAAAAGUGUUGGUUUAAAUCUUAUUGCCAGGCAUGGAAAAAAUUGGAGCUUUACACAUUGUUGUACACGGAACGAUUAGCAAUAGAUGGAAAUGAACAUAUUCUUGUAGCAGUUACAGUUGAGACUGCACAAUGAAGUGCACUGACCCAAAAGAUAUUUGAAUAAUGAGUGUGUGUGUGUGUGUGUGUGUAUAAAUAAUACAAGCACAUUAUAGUAAACCUUCACUUGAGCACUUUCCGUUUCCUCACAAUGUGACUGCUGCAACUUAGUUGUGUUUCGCUUGCAUUUGCGACAUGUGGCUAACCAAGAUGUUCCUUACUGUCAUUUUCUGGCAAAAAAAAAGAAAUGAGUGUGGGAAUGACGAUUAAUGAUCCUUUGGUUUAUGCCCUUCAUGGUCUCAGAAACAAGAAGGUGCUCACCUUAGACUACUUAUGACCUAUGAAAUUGGCAGCUUAAAGGAUUAGUUCACUUCAGAAUUUCCUGAUAAUUUACUCACCCCCAUGUCAUCCAAGAUGUUUAUGUCUUUCUUUCUUAAGUUGAAAAGUAAUUAUGGUUUUUGAGGAAAACAUUCCAGGGUUUUUCUCCAAAUAGUGGACUUCAAUGGCUACCAAUGGAUUGAAGGUCCAAAUUGCAGUUUUAGUGCAGCUUCAAAGGGUUCUACACAAUCCCAGCCCAGUGAAACAAUUGGUCAUUUUCUAAAAAAAAAAAAAAAAAAAAAAAAUUGAUAUACUUUUUAACCACAAAUGCUUCUCUUGCACUAGUUCUGUGACGCGCCAUGCAUUACAUAAUCACGUUGGAAAGGUCACGCGUGACGUAGAUGGAAGUACCACGGUAGGGCGAAAAAGUCUAAUUUUCUCCUCCAACUUCAAAAUUGUCCUACAUUGUUGUUUUACCUUUUUUUGUAAAGGCCUUUUGACUUAGUCUUUGCAUGUUCACUUUGUAAAAACCUGCUUGGUACUUCCGCCUACGUCACACAACAUGAUUACAUAAUCUGUGGCGCAGAGCAGUGCAAUACGAGCAUUUGUGGUUAAAAAGUAUAGAAUUUUUUAUUAUUUUUUUUAGAAAAUGGCGAUCGUUUGGUUAGAUAAGACCCUUAUUCCUCAGCUGGGAUCGUGUAGAGCCCUUUGAAGCUGCACUGAAAUUGCAUUUUGGACCUUCAACCCCUUGGUAGCCGUUGAAGUCCACUAUAUGGAGAAAAAUCCUGGAAUGUUUUCCUCAAAAACCUUAAUUUCUUUUCGACUGAAGAAAGACAAACAUCUUGGAUGACAUGGGGCUGAGUAAAUUAUCAGGAAAUUAAUUCUAAAGUGAACUAAUCCUUUAAAGGGAUAGUUCACCCAAAAAUAAAAAUUGUCAUCCCCUCAAGUUGUUCCAAACCGGUAUGAAUUUCUUUCUUCUGUUGAACUCAAAAUGAGAUAUUUUAAAGUAUGCUGGUAAUCAAACAGUUGACGGUAGCCAUUGACUUCUAUAGUAGGAAAACAAUACUAUGGAAGUCAGUGGCUACGGUUAACUGUCUGGUUACCAAAAUUCUUCAAAAUGUCUUCUUUAGUGUUCAACAGAUGAAAUUCAUAAAGGUUUGGAACAAUUUGAAGGUGAGCAAAUGAUGACAGAGUUUUCAUUUUUGGGUGAACUAUCCCUUUCAAUUUUAUCAUUACACUACUGUUUUUUUUUUUUCCCCAUCUGGACAAAUUUCUCUGUCUAGAUAAAAUUCUGAGCGAUUUGCUGCCAAAAACAAGACUACAAAAUAUUUACCAGGCAUAGUGCAGUGAUUGAUAACUAUAUUCUUGUGAGACGUUUUAAUGUAUUUCACCAUAGAAAUAUUAAACUUUGUUGUUGUUCUUGCUGGGCUGUCAUGAAUAAGCCAUGGCUUUCCCCUCAGCCUUUUCACCUUUAGCUGCUAGACUGUUUAAACUUUUCCGCCUGUUCUUCAGCUAUUUGGCGUUGGUUUGAGCAAAAUGAAAAUUCUGUCAUUUACUCACCCUUCACGUUAUCCAAAACCUGUUUGACUGACUGACUGACUUUCUUCAGAAUACAAAAAGAAGAUAAAAAUUAGUCUUUUUUAUUUUUGGCCAUAUAAUGAAAGUUAAUGGAAUCCAAUGUUGUUUUAAACCCCAUUGACUUUUAUUGACAAUGCAGUAUUGUUUAACAUUUUGUGUUCCACAGAAGAAAGUCAAACAGGUUUGGAAUGAUACGAGAGGGACGAAAUUAUGUCAAAAUGUGAGAAAAUGUUUUUGAGUCCCUUUAAAGGUUUUUCCAUUUAUCCCAUAUACUAUAUAGCCAAGAGAACAUGCUGACACCUCAAAAACAGGGUAGACAAGCCUUUGGUUUGUGUUGGUUUGUGACAAAAACUCCAUUGCUCUAAUGUUAACUGUGAAAAUGCUUUUAUUCAUCACAAACUUUUGGAUUAGACUUAUCCAAAACAGAGCCAAGUUGUGAUAUGUAAUACAUGUUUGUUGUGAAUAUAUGCUUCUUAUUUGCAGGCUUAAUAUCUGGUUGAAAUUCACUUCUCUGACCUGACAUUUACUGGAUGUUAUAUGCAGCUAAUAAAGUGGUGAUCUGGCCAGAUUGGACAGAUUUUUUUUAGUUUUAGUUUUAUCAUUCCAUUGUGAGAUAUACUGCCACAACUUUAUUCUUAUUUUUUGAGGAUGAAAGCAAGGCAACAUACUUUUUUCUUUCUUUUUUUUUUUUUUGGUGUGGUGUUGUCAUAUUUUUAGUGUUUAUUUAAUUCUUUUGGAAAGCUUUUAUAAUCAAUCGUAAUGUAGCUUUGGACCUAAUUAAUUACCUAUAGUCGGUUUGCACUUCACCCCCAAAGAAUCUGCGCCUUUGCCUAACAAGCAUCUCUGUGCCAGUUUGUGAUGGAAAUGUGGUUCCAGCUUACAACCUAUAGACAUUUAUUGUCUUUUAUCUCUUUGAAAUUUUCAUAUUGUACUUGCAGGCCCAAUUUAAAAUAAUAAGGCUGAUGUGUGUUUUGCUCAAUUAUGCAGUGGAACCAGCUGUUUUUUUUUUUUUUUUGUUUGUUUGUUUUUUUCAAGAUGGAAAUAUUUUUUAUUUGUAUUGAUUUUUAUUUCCAUACUAAACUUGCUGUGUUACAGAUACUGUUACUGUUGUGUUUCUCUUUGAGCCCACCAACAGACCAACACUAAGUAUUGCUUGAGUGCUGUCAAUCAGUGUGAUUUUAUAUAUAUAUUUUAUGAAUAAAAUAGUGUUAACUAAGA